AUGCAAGCCAUUGUCCUCACUCCUCACUCCACUCAAAGCCUCGAGAAUUGGUCGUAUUGGCUGAGAGUGGUUUCCAUCUGGGAGCAACUCAUUGAGGCACGACUCUUCCCAGCAUCUUGGAAGCGGCCAGAGACAGCGUUCACUUUCACUGCUUUGCGGCAUUUCCACAUCCUGUCGCUCACCUCGAAAAUCACGCCUUAUGACUAUGUUCGCUCCCUUUCCAAACUGACUGACAGCGUCUUUCCUCAAGAUGUUGAGAAUCGUCUCCGGGAGUUCCAACGAGCGAUGCGCUUCUGGCGAUCAUUUACCCUGCAAAGACGAACUGGACAAGCAUAUCCAUGGGACCGUUAUGUCCCUCAUCGCAAUCCCCACUCACUCACCAUCCGCUGCCCGGCAUGUCCGGAAGUCGGCUACAACAUGACGAAGGAAGAAAUGGAUAAUAUUCCGGAGGACAAGAGGCACUUAGGCACCAAAUUCAACUCACUCGAUGGAAACUUCAAGCUCCAACGGAAGAAAAAACCGAAAAAAGAAGACCCCGAAGAUAUCGCUAUAAAUGAUGGUGACGCCUAUUGCGUUGACUCAAAGUUGGUCAAAGCGUACAUUGAUGCUGCUCGACCACCCGAUGAUUUCAAGCCCGAGGGCAAUUGUAAUCACCUUCGAGCCGACCGCUUGCAGGAUAUUGCGAAACUGAAGACGAUGGACGUGACUGGGGUUGUUGCGUGUCAGUGUGCUAGACAUGGGCUUUUUGAGCCAGGUGGAAUUGUCGAUCUAAAGAAGGGCGAAGCAUAUGUGUAUACCGAUCUGGCACUACUCAAAUCAGUGUCUGAAUACAGCAAUAUUCGCUGGAUCGUAGUGACCUACGAUAUCUGGUGCCAGUACCAUAUCAAUCUUGCACCACGAACACAAGAGAUUUUCAAGAAAAUGGCCAUCAUCGUCCAACGCAUCACCGGCGCGAUUCCGAAAAUGCAUAUCCACAAUCAUAAAGACCUGUGCGGCAUUCUUUGGAAUCUGAACUGGUUGGCGAAUAUGGGUCUGACCGUUGGGGAGCUAAUUGAGGCUGUCUGGGCCGAGCUUAAUAUUAUUGCAGCAAGUACGCGGGAAAUGAAUGCAGGAAAUCGGCACGACUCCAUUGACGAUGCGUGUGUAAGCUGGAACUGGGAUAAACUUGUUCAUAUGGCGGACACCCUGACUCGACUGUACAUUACUGCCAACUCCGAACUCCGUCGCUGCCAAACAGCACUUGAUGGGAUUGUUGCUUCUGUCCCUGAGGAAAUCGUAGCAAGUUGGAACAAGAUGGACAUCUCUCCGCAACUUGAUUCCAAAGGCGAUCUUGUGUAUAGCGUCUUCCAAGUCAAUUUUGGGACUGAUGUACCCACGCAACAAGCUGCCUAUGCAAAAAUGAAGCAGGAGGAACGGGAACGUGAGAAGUCCCAAGGCGAAGCAUUAGCAGAAGCGAAGAGUGAUACUGACCUUGUUGCAUUGGGAUUAUGGCACGAAAACCAGCAGUUUGUAUUCCCCUCAGUUUGUUCACAGCUCAUUAAUUUCCUCAGAAUCAAAGUGCGUCGCCUGGUCAAGGCCAAGGCUGAUGCAGUGGUGCUACGGGUACAGCGAACAAAACUUGCUGAAGAUAUUCGUGACUAUCACGAAUUGAUGCUCGAGCGUGUUCCAUUAGCCAAAACCUUCAUUGGCAGUGUUAACUUUGACCAGCCAGAGCAUUCACCCCUUUUCAUUCCCUCGGACUUCGACAUCAACCAGCGCAAGCACUUCGAAAUUAUGGAUCUUGCUCAUAUCGAGAUGGAACUCCGAGUUGGAGCAGCGUACGAGAAGAUAUUUCUCAUUCGAAUACAAACAUCCAGGGUCAGAAUGCGGCAACCCGGCGCACAAAAGUAUCUACGAAACCUUGAUAACGACACCCAAAUCGAAGCGACUGGGUAUAUGGCUCAUCUUCUCGCCCUUCACAAACUCGGAUUGCCAAAACAUCAUCCCGACUUGAAGCCAUUGGAACGAUCACACUUGUAUGGGACUGAUGGAAAGCCCCUUGUGCCAGGAUCGCGGAAAGCACAGGAGUCAUGGAUAUGGGCAGCAGGUAGGCGGGAAGGCAGCUCAAUUCAGGACAGCGCUGCAUGGUCACGAGAACUCGAUCGAGUCAAAUACUUCCAACGUCGGGCUUUUCGAGACCGAUGCCUUGAAGAGAUUGAGAUUAUACGUGAAGAAUUCACUCGGGUUAGACGGGCCUUCUUGAAAACGGCUGAUAUCUGGUCCCUUCUCUCAGAAUCCCCCGAUGUUCCCGAACCUGGUCGACGGGCGUAUGCCAUCAAGCAGGCCAAUCAGUACAUGGGAUUGGCGGUGCGCUUAGAGAAGACGAUGGACCUCAUACCAGAGAAGUUACGAGAGGCAGAAAUGAAGGAGCAGCGGCAGGUUGAGAAAGAGACGCAAAGACUGGCAGCUCUGAUGGCUAAAAAGGCGGCAAAGCAAAAGAUCGCACCGGAAGAGGACGAGGAGCUGUGGGAGGCUGAUGCAUUGCUUAAGACUUGA
Messenger RNA from Mycena indigotica, 2535 nucleotides. RefSeq lists its product as uncharacterized. The coding region runs from base 1 to 2535 and encodes 844 amino acids. The transcript is spliced from 9 exons. The record is from RefSeq and is a predicted model, not a curated record. NCBI's taxonomy places the organism in Eukaryota, Fungi, Basidiomycota, Agaricomycetes, Agaricales, Mycenaceae.